AGUGAGGAUAAAUUAAACUACAAUUCCCAGGAGUUAAAGGCGGCUUAUGAUGGGCAGCCAUUUUGUCCAAUCACAGAAUUCAAAGUUCAGAAGCCACCGCAGUGGGCGGGGCUUUGAGGCUAAAGAAUAGAGGCUCUCGGCGGGCAAACAUAUCUUUCCGGCCUUUGAAACGUUAUUUUCCGGCGGCACAGUACUCUGCGUUUUGUUUCCGUACAAUUACAGGAACAACGGGUGGAAAACAGACUAAUUUUACCUCCAAGAUAACCACUCGAGGGACUGUCCAACGACAGCGAAAGAGAGGUUUGCACUCACUGUCCGUGUGUGUGUGAGGACGUGGCCUUCAUUAAUGACACAGCAACAACAUUCAACUCACAGCCUCCUGUCAGACACCUCUCCCAUGAUUCACCUACAGUCUGUAUAGGACAACACACAGCACUACCAUGGAGGAGCAACAGGAGGAGGCAGAGAGUGCAUGUGUGGAGCACCAGUACAUGUGCAGUGAGUGCCAGCAGCUCUUCAACACCCUGGAGGAUGUGUUGGUCCACCAACGCAUUCACACCGGACAAGACGCAGACGGAGAAGUGGAGAUUGUCGAGGGUGUGACCGUGCAGGGUGUUUUAGAUGAGGGUCAGACCCAGACCUACCAGUGUCUGGAGUGUGGAGCCCUCAUCAUCAACCCCGAGGAGCUGCUGCAGCACCAGGAGAUGCACAUGAGGGAGGCUGAGAUGGAGGUCGAGCAACAAGGUCUAACUGAGGUCCUGGAAACACAGGCAGGUCCAGCAGAGACUCAGGGGUCUGCGGGGGUCCAGUACCAAUGUCUGGACUGUCUGGCUCUGUUCGACUCACCCGACACCUGGUUGGAGCAUCGUCGAAUGCACAACAGGAGCAGCACGCACAGUAACACAGAGUCCUUGGAGUACGUGAUUCAGCCCAAUGGAACUCUCACCCCACUGAACAGUAUGCAAAACUACCUGUUGAGUGAGCAGCAGGCUGGAGAGAUACUGGCACAGGUUCUUGCUCAGCAACAGCAACAACGACAACAACAAAGGAAACAUCGACCCGUCUCUAAAGCUGCGGCCUCUCGCUCCACCCUGCUGCCUCCCGUCACGCCCACCCCCGGCUCUGCUACCAUGCACCUGCAGAUUCUCACUGCACAGGUUCUGGCCGACAACUCUGCUCCCAGUCAGCAGCAUUCCAAGAUGAGCCAAGGCGCCGCGGCCAAGCUCGGAGUCCUGGAGAACGGUGUCCAGAGACUGGAGCUGAGGUUGGCCCCCGGGGUCAAGGAGCUGCAGCAGCCAACUGAGGUGGUGGUCAUCCACCCCUACGAAUGCUCCGAGUGCUCCCUCCUAUUCCAGACGCCGGAGGAUUUCCUCCAGCACCAGGGGGAGCACUUUCUAUGUCAGGACAAAGAAAGCGGGGAGUCGGGGCUCAUGAGUGGAUUUGACGAGAGGGGGAGGGAGGAGGCACUGGGGAAAGGAGAAGAUAUUCGAGGGGCAGAUAACAGUGGGGCGGUGUGGGCAAAGUCUCAGAAGUGUGACCUGUGCAGUCGCACCUUCAACUCGGUCAACCGGCUGGCGGCUCACAAGCGCGUCCACGAGCAGGGCACUCACGAAUGCCCCGAGUGUGGAAAAGUGUUCAAAAAGGUCACGUCGCUGCAGACGCACCAGCGCACACACUCUGGAGUGGCCAGGUAUCUGUGUGUGGACUGUGGCAACGGCUACACCACAGAGAUGACGCUCAUCAUGCACAGGAAGUCCCACACUUCUGACCCUCUUCACAAGUGUCAGUUCUGUAACAAGACCUUCACCAACAUGACCAAGUACCUGUACCACCGUCGCACCCACCUGAACCGGGACGCCACUGGAACACCGGCCGUUUUCACGGACUCUGCUCCAACACGAGCGUCUCUGUCGGCCCUGUCCAUCCUCCAGAGAGCCAGAGGAAAGAAGAACCACCAACGGGUGGAAGACGUCCACGCACUGGAGCCGUUCUUUCAGGACCAGACGGAAAAAGUGGAACCAGAACGGUGUGUUCAGGUCCAGGAAGAAGGUGAAGUUGAGAAGCAGAGUGAGGAGGAAAACAUGGAGGUGUCCUCUCCACCUGAAGAGAAGACUCAAGCCCCGCCCCCAGGCCAGGCUUCAGCUGGAAACCACACCUCAGCGCCGACCACAGACUGUACAGCAGGAGCUCCAGCUCCACCCUCUGAGGGGGGGGCCAUUUCCUGUCAAAAGUGCAACAAAAGCUUUUCCUCCCAGCUGCAGUUGGUUCAACACGGACUCACGGCCCACGUCGCUGAGCGCAGCUUUGUCUGUGGAAUCUGCGGCAAGUCUUUCAAGAAGCAGCUCCACGUCCGUAACCACAUACGGACGCACACGGGGGAACGGCCGUUCCAGUGUUCAGACUGCGGCAAGACCUUCUCCUUCCUGGCCAAUCUGAUGAGACACAACCUGAUCCACUCCGGCGUCCGUCCGUAUCGCUGUGACGUCUGCCACCGCACCUUCUCCCAGUCCUCCAACCUCCGUCAGCACAGCCUGCUGCACUCCAAAGCUGCCACCCUGAGGUGCCCCGACUGCCCCAGCACCUUCCGCUGGCCCACCAAGUUAGCAGCACAUCGCUACACCCAGCACCCGGGGUCUCCAGCGCCCUUCACCUGCCCUCACUGUGCAGCCGGCUUCUUGAGUCGACGACAGCGAGACGCCCACUGCCUGGAGCAGCACCUCAGCCUGGUGCAGGCUGCUGCAGGGAAAGAAGUCAACACCAGGGGCGCGGACCAAUCGCAGCCGGACAAGGAGCUCACCGCCGAUCCCUCCGCCUCAACUGCAGCCCAGGGUGACGCGACAGCUUCUGUGUGGGGGGGGUUAGGUUGUAACAUCUGUGGGAAGAAGCUCAACUCUGCAGCCAAUCUGCGUCUUCACAAACUGAGCCACUUCGCCGCAGGCCCCGGGCGACCGCGGCCCACCAUGGUGAAGCGGGCCCAGAAGUGCCCCGUCUGUGGGAAACAGUUUGUUUCUUCCUCUGGAGUCGCGCUUCACCAGCGCGUUCACACCGGCGAACGGCCGUUUCCCUGUCAGGUGUGCGGCAAACGUUUUCGUCAGAACACGCAUCUGCGCGAGCACCUCCGCACGCACUCCGGUGAGCGGCCGUUCCGCUGCGAGGUUUGUGGGAAAGGGUUCAUCCAGAGCAUGCACCUGGCUGAACACCGGCGUACGCACACGGGCGAACGACCUCACGUCUGCCCCCUGUGUGGCAAAGCAUUUAAGACCUUCUCCAACCUGAGGAACCACAAAAAGACCCACGUCAGGCAGCAGAAGCUGGACCAGGAAGCUGCUGCUGCUGAUGCUGAUGCUGAUGCCCAGGCUGCUGCUGAUGCUCAGGCCGCUGCUGAUGCUCAGGCCGCUGCUGAUGCUCGGGCUGCUGAUGCCCAGGCCACCAUGCAGACUUCUCCUGUGACAACGUUGGAUGCCUCAACUGUAGAAGUGGCCGACAGUCAACCUCAGAUCAUCCAAAUUCACGCCUCUGAUAUCCCUCAGGGCACUCCUACCAUCAUGUGCAAUGAGUUUGGAGAGACCAUCGCCAUCAUCGAGACCAGCGAGGGGGGGGAGCUGCCCCUGGAACAGGCCCUGCAGAUCUACCACACGGCCCUGGAGAACGGCCUGGCCGUCGACACGGUGGCUGUGGAUGGACUGCAGCUCCUCUGAGGGGGGGCAGGGGGGGGCAACACCCCCAGACCCCUCCCAUCCCAAACACUUGAAUGAACUGUGAAUGAACUGGAGAACGUAUGACGACAGACAUCGACCGGAGGCUGAGGAGUCACUGCUGCUGGGACUGAACUCACAAAUGUAAAUAAAGUGAAACACAGAGAAAAAUAUUCAAAAUCUACGUUUUUAUAAUUUAAAUAAACAUUUGUUGUGGACGACCGCAGUCUGUGCCUGAUGUUCACUUUUAUCACUUCAGUUGGAUGUGGUUUUUAAGUGUUGUAAAUCAAACGAAUCAGUGUUUUUUUGUUUGUAAAUGUAAUAAAGUCCAGUUGUUUUUUUACUCUUGUUUUCAACAUUAAAAUGAGACGCUGACGGACGACUUCAA
Cynoglossus semilaevis (tongue sole) is the source of this 4083-nucleotide messenger RNA. RefSeq names its product zinc finger protein 526 (gene znf526). Gene Ontology annotation, cellular component: nucleus. Gene Ontology annotation, biological process: regulation of transcription by RNA polymerase II. NCBI's taxonomy places the organism in Eukaryota, Metazoa, Chordata, Actinopteri, Pleuronectiformes, Cynoglossidae. The transcript is spliced from 8 exons. The record is from RefSeq and is a predicted model, not a curated record. The coding region runs from base 441 to 3698 and encodes 1085 amino acids. Gene Ontology annotation, molecular function: DNA-binding transcription factor activity, RNA polymerase II-specific.